CUGUGAAAAUACAAGUGUCAACCCAGCGAUUGCGAGAGACGGACGAUCGCAAUAAAUUUUAUUGUAAAAUCAUGAAAAUAAAUGAUACGCUGUGAUUUUUUUAUAUUGUACAAUAUUGCUUAUUAUACAAACGGAACAAAUGGUGUGAGAAUCGUUUAACGUUAGUGAAGCGACGCAGUAUACAUCCAAAAUGGCAAAGGAGAUGAUGAUAGUGUUUGUGUACGACACACAAUGCUGCACGUCUGAAGAAGAUGACCCAAUAGAUGCUGUCCUGUACUUUCAUCCAGGCUGGGUGUCUGACACUCAGAGACAUGCUCUCGCUGGACAGGUGGUCGGCACAGCGCAUUGCAUCAAAUCUUUACUGUCGCAGCCAGUCGCCAUCACGCUCCAGAGCGGCAAGUUCAUCCUGAGGGAAUACGGGAGAUAUGUACUGGCAAUAGGCAGCGAUCGGAACAUACCCGACUGGGUCCUCAAGAACCGUGCCAACCUCUUGACGUCGAUGAUCAAGGUGUACCACGGCGACCUGCAGGCGCUGGCGGUGCAGAUGGAGGACCAGCGCCGUCUCUCGGAGAAGCUGUAUCAAGUGUUCGAGACUUACCUGCCAGUGUUGCAGUAUGGCUGCCAUAUAUUCCAGAGAGUACCGAUGUUGAGUUUGCCGAAGAGUGCGACGUCAAUCUACAUGGAGUCUAUGCAGAUACUGGAGCAGUGCCGCAAGAACAAAGGCGUCCUGGGUGGCGUCAUCCUUUAUAACAACAAGAUAAUAUCAACACAACUGCCGCCUGGGCUGACCUCCUACCUGACAGUGGUAGACCCGUACAGAAUAAAGUCACCAGCAGAGACGUUGGAAACAGAAACGCCAUUACCGCUCGGAGCUCAACUAUUGGUUGUGUAUGUGGGCAAGAAGAUGUACGACAGUCUCAAGAAACAGACCGAGAAACUGCAAGAGUUCAAUCAGAAUGGGGAGGAGAUGAUUGCUAAGUUUAAAAAGAAUCAAGAAGCCGAACGCGAAAAACAACGAGAGUUCCCGCAAACAGGCAUGAAGCGUGAUAAAUCUCUUCUAUUCACCGCGGUUCCUGAAGAAGACCAUACCAUGAUUUCACCUCCCAACAGAGAAGAGCAACCACCAACUAACGAGGUCCGCAAACCACCGAGCAUGCCCGACGUCGUGCCUUUCACCAACAAACCUAGACAAAGACCAAAUAAAUUGUCACUGAGCUUCAAAAAUCAGAAAUCACUUGAUGAAGACGCCAGAGAGAAUGAGAAAGUAUUUACGGGUCAGACUAGUGUAUGCUCCACUCCCAUGGUGGAGUACAAGCGCUUGCAUGGCAAUAUGCUGUCAAUCUGCCAGAAUCCGGAGUCCCAAGGCCAAGAGAAGCCAGUCGAACCAGACGUACUGAAGAAUGUAGAAAAUUGUGCCAAAAUAAAUCUUGAAAACGAACAGAGAGACAAUAAAAUUGUGUUAGACAUGAAUUGUAUUGCCGACCAUUAUAUUAAUAAACCGGAAUCGAUGAGAAAGCUAGCGAGUGUGACAGACAUACAAGAGACGUUCAAAAACAUUACGAAUAGAGCUACAUCGAAGUUUAAGUUAAAAAGGUCUAAAGUGAACAUGAACGAUGAUAACAUGACGCCAUCGCCGGAAAACGAACUCCAUAAGAGUCAAAGUACCAUGACAAUAAAUGACCCACUAUUCCCUGUGUUUAGGAACGACGGCGUGGCUAUCUCCGAAUCUCUCUUCAACCAGUAUUUAGAGCAGCAUUAUUCAAGAAUGCAACAAGAGUCGAAUGAAUCAAACAUGUUCACAUUUAACAUGAAAUUAUGUGAGCAGGAGAAGUUCGAAGACUUCGACUCUGAAAUUAAUAAAUCGCCGCAGAGAACGCCGAAGAAGAUCGCUAAGGAUUCAACUAAAACUCUGCCCACAGAUCAGUCGAGACGAAAGUCUCUCUCGCUGCCUUUGAAAUCUUUGAAUGAGAGUUCGGAAUCGCAAAUAGGUACCGAUUCAGAAGCGACGAGUUUUAAGAAGAAACUGACUGGGGUACAGCUGACGCCUCUAAUGGAGAAACUGAGUCAUUUGGCGUUUUCUGACAAGUCCAGUGGGUAUAGUAGCAGAGUAAUGACACCUUUAGAACUGAGAGAGUUCCUCACGCCCGCCACGGAACGACAAGUAACGUUUUCGGACAGACCAAAAACCCAACACCAAGAGUCGAUGAGCGACGAGGAGUCCGACUCUGAGUUGGAGCUGCUGCCGUCGUACAGCAAGCACGCGGUGAAGUGCGGACUGUUCGUGAGCGGGCUGCACAACAUGGCGCUGUUGGCGUUGAUCGACGUCGACGCCGCUAAUGACGUCGAAACUAUUAACGCUUUGUGGGAGACAUCGCUGAACGCACUUGGCCCCAUCGAACAGAAAUGCAUGGAGCCGCUACCAGCGGGCGCAGAGGCGACGGAGUACAGCUACCUUACCCUCGACCCUGACUGGGGCACCGUGAAGAAGGGAGGUCCGUGGGCAGCGCUCGACAUUGCAACAAUGGGACUGAUUCACAACGAAUUUUCAGAGGAUCCUGAAUUAUCAGAAGUUAUUUUAAGGAGUGAAGAAAGUGUAGUUCUUGGAGUGUCGUGCGGCGGUGCUCAGAUAUACUACCAAGAGAGUGGACACCGACAAGCCGGCCCGCCCGCGCCCUCCGACCUGCUCGCCGCCGCACCGCUGCGGGCCCGGAGGCGACUGCACAGGGACCACUCUAUACUGCUCUUGUAAAGAUAUACAUGGUUGAGAUGGCCCUCGGACCACCACGGACAUGCAUUUUUAGCCAAACACUAGUUUUUUUAGUAGCGUACCUUGGUAGACGUACAGCGUGACCGCCCGGGACCUCACGCGCCUUAAGUUCUUUUAACCUACGAAACUGUUACAAUCGGAGACUUUAUUCUGCUCCAACCGGGGCCUCGUAUUGGUUAUUACUAGUUUUAUUUAUACAAAACGUAUGAUCAUUGUAGUUUUGUCAUACAAAAUGUAUGAGUAGCUUUUUGGAUGCAUCUUAUUCGACCAACCGUGAAGUGACGAUAACGGAAACGUGCGUUGUUUAAUUAAAAAAUAUGCAUAUUUUUACUAUGAACAAUAUAAUGACAAACGUUUAUCGUUUAUUAACGCAUGCGCUGAUAUUUUUUUACCUCGUCGUACGGUUCUGGAUACACGCGUGUGGAUACCUAAAACUUAAUAUGUCUGGAACACCAUGAAAAUAAGAUGAAAGGUUGCAUUACAUUAUUUUAUGCUGUUACUUCAAGAAUAUUAAAAAUAUUUCCAUUAUAAUGCUCGAUAGAUUUUUCAGUGUGUCCGAGGGCCAUCUGUAGUAAUUUGACUGACAAUAUCGAAUUGUCUUAUAUGUUUUGGUGUUCGUCCGGCAUUUUGAAGGUAGGCUAAGGAAUUAGUAAUAGAAGUUUUAGUCACUGAACGAGUGGUAAAGUAGACAUUGUAGUUCGCACAUAAGAGCUAGUCUCCUCCGAAAGGGGGAAAAUGUGCGAAAUAAGGGAGCAAGACAAUGGCAUAUGUAGAUUAAAGAAAGCUGGCGCGUAUAACGUAUUCAUAGUUGCGUUUGUGUAGUGUCAAGUAACUGAAUACGUCUGUCGCUAUAUCGACGCAUUGCUCACGCGUCACCAGAGUCGAGAAAUAUUGCUUGAUAUUUUGUUGACAUCUAUGUUUUUCCUCUUUAAUUAUAUUUCUUUUAACAUAGGUACUAUAAAAAGUAUGUUUUUGUAGGUACCAUGAACAUGCCAGCUUUGAGUAAUAGACCUAUAGCUAUAUGUAUAUAGCAAAAUACACUAUUAUCGCUCUCCCAAGUUAACUAGAACUUAUGGGCGAACUACAGUAAAGAAGCAAGAAUUCUAAGGUUUUUAGACUCGAGAUUCCGCGGUUGACAUAAUUUAGACAUUCCAAGCGAAAGUGAUAGUUAUUACAUUCGAAUUAGUAUUCAUAUUCCCGUAUUCGACAAUAGAUAUAGACGAAAGCUUGUAAAUACUGCCGAAGUUGACUACAGUAGACGUAAGCGGUUAAAACUGUUUUUGCCAUACAUUUAAACUCGGGACUGCGUAUUAUUGACGUGAGAAAACAUUAUUCAUAAUCGAUGCGAUUUAUUUACCAAAUCCGUUAGACGAAUCGGCUAAGACUGAAUUGAAAAUGCUUUUUCAAAUGCAAAAUAUAUUUCUAGAUUAAAUGAAAAAUAUUAUGCCCUCGAAUACGUCCAUGCGAAGUCCGAAACCAUUGUUUUGGUGUUUACUUGGUAAACCGAACAACCACAUAUCUAACUACCGUCCUCUUUCAAGCAACGCGUAACUUUAAAAAUGCAUAAUCUACCUACAUUAAGAACACUGUCAUAAUAUGCAGUCCCAGUUGUGAUUGGGCCACAUUAGCUUAGAAACAACCCAGUAGUCUGUGGCGUAAACAAUUUAUAUGGGCGUACUCUAUCAGGUAGUUUAUAUAAUAUUUAUUAACCAUUUGUAAACUUCACACUUGUAGUUACGGAGGGUAGAAUGAAAAGUGUUUUUGUAGGACUACUAAUGGCUUGACAGCAAACGAUCCCAAUGUUUCUUUCUUCGAUCUUUCUCCAAAAUGGACCCAGAACAAAGAUUGUUCUGACAUGCUUACAAAUAAGUCAUUUUGAUUAAUUGAUUCUCGAAAUCGAAUUGAAAAUUAAGAUUGCGAUCGUUUAUUGAAAACUGCUGUAAAUCGUUACGAGUUUUUAUCUUGAAUAUUACACCUUCGAUAAAAAUCGAAAUGAAGACAGCGCUGAUACGUAGUCAGUAAUAUGGAAUGGCCAUGGGCCACGACUUUUUUUUUACACAAAUUCCUCCAUUUAUUGUGAUCUUUAUUCUAUUUUUCUCCUACUUUUUACACAAGGUUUUAUGACUCCUCUAUAAAAGCAAUAUAUAUUGAGAUGCAGCUGGCUAUGCCAUAUUUAUUCUAUUAUCAACAAAGCUUGUUUCUCGUUAUUCAUGUGAAGUUAUAAAAGCAACCAAUCGCGUAGUUUUAUAGCUUAAAACUCGAACUAUACCGCAACUACGAUUAUUUUACUCUAAUGUUAUUGUAAUAGAGCCUAAAAUGCUACGUCUUGCCAGUUGCACGUAGGUUUCGGUACGUCCAUAGUAUUUAGUGCCAAGUUAAUUUAAUAAAUACACAGCUUAGUUAUAGAGCACAGAAUAUAGUAAUUGUAUCUACAUUUCAUCCAAAGCUAUGAUAUUUGUACGAUUUCUAUAGUUUUUCACGGCAGACUUUUACAUUUUAAAAGCUUCAUUCUUGCCUUAGAUUUUAAGUUUUGUUACUCAUCUACCGAGACUAGGUAAGAGAACGCAAGUAUAUAUUUCUCACCCAGUUUGUUGAUUUCCUAGCAAAUUUCAAUCGUCGAUAUAAUUAAUAUCUCGAUAGAUAUCUUCAUAUCGGUCGCAUAAUGGACCAAUCAGGACAAAGUUUGACCCGCAAUGUUUAAAUUAUUACGUUUUAUUGGUUGUUUUGCGAUCUUUUUGAAAUGCAUUAGGAUACUAUAUUUGCGUCACCUGAUGUCGGUUUAAAGGGUCAAAUUUAGACCGAGCUGUUUAUGUACUCAUAUACGAUUUCAAUAAACGAUGAUCAGUUAUUUCGGAUCAAGAUCAAACCAAUCAAAACGAUUCAUUCACUACUCUGAUGGGUCCAUAUUUAUUGUCAAUCCAAAGAUAACUGUUAGCAUCGUUUAUCGAAAUCUAGCAGCUAGGUUUUAGAAUGUUUUUUGCUAUUUUUAUGUGCAAUUCUUACCUUGUUACGCCAAUUUUGUAUGUUUUCAGUAUUACGUUGUUGUUCAGUUACGUAUUAUUUUGUAGUUUUAAGAGUACGUACAAAUCUUGCCAAUCUGCAACGCGUCCAUUCCAAAGCGGUUUGUUUUGCAUUAGCGGAUAUAUUACGGAAUUUCGACUUUGUGUUCUAGCGUUAAGACUGAUUUUUCAAUCAUCAUAACAUUUAUAAAACGAUAGACAUAUUUAUUAAAUAAAAAAAUAUGAUGUGCAAUUCAAUGAUAUAGAGACGAUUAAAAAAUCAGCCUUUAUGUUAUUUUACCAAUAACACAUAUUAAAGCUCUAGACAAACGGACUGCAUUUCAAAUGAACUCCCGACUGCUAGUUUUGCAGUUUGAAUUCAUUUAGUACGACUGCAAUAAAACUGCAAACGAACCAUGCAGCCUGAUUCCAGUCGCUGUGCAAUCGCCGUGCAGUUCCAACAACUGCACGCUGACAGAAUAAGGUUUCAACGGUAGAAAUGCAGUUAAAACUCAGUCUUUCCUAAAGCCAAGUUAUCUUUAAUCACCGCAAGAAUCUUUCCUAAAUUUGAAGGAAAUGAAGGAUUGUGGAAGGAAGACUUGAUCGUCGGUAAACACGUAAAUAUUUGCAUAAAUAGUAUAGAAUCUAGACCAAAUGAAACCCAUGUUAUUUCACUACACUCCAGAAUAAUGUGGAAACUUCGAGAUUCCGUAAAAUGUCUGCGUUUGCGCGGUUUUAUAAUUGUUAUUUUGUUUUUAUAUUUCCGACAUAUUGAAUUGGGUUAGUGUCGUAUAGGAGUGCCAAUACAUGUGUAUGUGGUAUAUAAUUUAUAAUAAUUAUACAUAAUAUUGUUAAGAAUUUUAAUAAAAAUCCUAUAGCUAA
Messenger RNA from Manduca sexta (tobacco hornworm), 6648 nucleotides. RefSeq lists its product as uncharacterized. The record is from RefSeq and is a predicted model, not a curated record. Gene Ontology annotation, biological process: vesicle-mediated transport. The transcript has 10 exons. The coding region runs from base 191 to 2749 and encodes 852 amino acids. Lineage: Eukaryota; Metazoa; Arthropoda; Insecta; Lepidoptera; Sphingidae.